Pomacea canaliculata is the source of this 5950-nucleotide messenger RNA. RefSeq lists its product as uncharacterized. The coding region runs from base 411 to 1757 and encodes 448 amino acids. The record is from RefSeq and is a predicted model, not a curated record. The transcript is spliced from 11 exons. Lineage: Eukaryota; Metazoa; Mollusca; Gastropoda; Architaenioglossa; Ampullariidae.
CUGCCGUAUGGCUGGCUGGCUGGCUUGCCCUGUGAUGGAAAGAUUCCACCCGGUUCUGUAGGCAGGAGCUGAUGUUGGAUUGCCCAGAGUCUGUAUCCUGUCAUUGACGAAGUAUAGCUUGAAGAUUCCAUGUGUUUCUGGACCGUCCAGAGCCUGAAGAUUGCUGCUAAUGUCGCAUUGUCCAGUGCCUGCACAAUGGACAGUAAUGCUGGAAUUUCCAGAGUAUAAAGAUUGCCGAACUAUCCCGCUCUGUGACUUUGCAUCCAUUGAUGUUCAGGUGAUAACGGACACCCGUGCUGUUGCUGAUGCACCAGUAGAACAUCAUCGUACCUGCUUACAGAGCGUGUGGCGAUGUUUUCCAUAUGAAAGGUGCGUUUGGUGCAUGAGAGCGAGGAGUUUCCGGCUUGAAAAUGGACAUGACACCGCGACGCACGCAGAGUGCCAAGAAGCCGAGGCUGAGGUUCGUCGACCUCUCGCUGGACGGCGCGGAGCUCGGCAAGAAAGCCGAGUCUGACAACGGGAAAUUUCCACUGGGGGGUUAUAAAAAAAGCAAGCGGUCGCCCAUUGGCAUCUACUCCUACGACAAGCCACGUGACUACCAACACCAGCUUCGCGAGGACAUCGAGCGCCUGUUGGACUCGGAGGUGUUGGAGGUUCACGGGUCGCCCACGUGGACCCUUGAGGCUCACCGCCAACCCACACACUCGGGGGAAUCGCCCCUACUUACCAACAAGUACCUGGCCUCUUCAAAGCACGAUGUCAUCAACGGGACGGCCAAGUGGAGCAAAGAGUCUCUCAACCCUCGUCGCUGCUCCGCCCCACCCGUGUACCAGGGGGCGCUGUACUAUCGGCCCAACAGAGCUCACCAGUACCUCUCCGCCACAGAGUUACGGGACGCUGCAGAGAACGACGUCAUCGUUAAAUAUGGCCGCCCGACACGCACCACGUUACUGAGGGCCAGACAGCGAUCCAAGACUGGUUCUUUCAACGCAUACGAGAUUCGCCGAGAGCUGGUGCAAAGGAUGGAGGAGAUCAAGAAUGGCAGUAUAUUCAGCAACCCCAAAGAUUUUGCGCAGAAUCACACGGACAUAGAUGGAGAACCCUUUCACUAUUUUGUGACUGGUGCUCGCUACAACAGAGCUCAUUGUCUGGAUGCCCGCAGCCUGACCCAGUACGGCGUCUACCUGCCGCGGUGCAACCCGCUGGGGUGGUUCGUGCUGGAGCAGCGACUGGCAGAGAUGGCGGACGGGUCGCCAGACUCGCCUCGUUCUGACGUGGACGAAGGUUCUGCUCCAGUGGUGGCACCAUCACGCCCCACCACCGCCCCAGGUUUCGGGAGAAGGGUGGGUCCCGCUACCCCUUCUGCCCCCCGCCAGGCCUGGGGUGACGCUUCAUCCUCCAUGCACAUCGUCGGCGCCGACAACAACACCAAGAAACACGACGAGCAUGCGGUCGUCGAAGAAAUCAUCAAAUGGCCACAGCGGGUCAGCGGCAAAGGAAGUCGUCAGUCACUGGGUUCUAGCAGGGGAGACAACAGCAAGUUGGAUUCCAGGCUUCCAAGCGUGCAAGGAACGUCUCUCUCUAAAGUACACAGGAUGCAAGGUCCGCAGACGAGAGCCCCUAUGACUCCCAGCAGCCUCCUCCUUCUCCUGUGGUGCCGUCAGUCAAAAGUGACUCCGCCCUUCCCGCUGUCAAACCGGAAGUGGACGCUGAGCGGAAUGCUGAACCUGAUCCACCCGGACCCGAACCCGAGGUGAAGCUGACGUCAGCACCCAAGCGAAGGCCGAUACUCGUGGACAGGUCCGUCAACGUGCCCUCCGUCGUGGGCUCCUACCUUGCCGCAGAGGAUGACGGGAACGCACAGGAAAGCCAGAACGAGGCUCACAAGCCUGACGUUUCUGUCGCUGAUGAAAGCACUGGUGAUGGAGAAGGACAAGCGACAACUGGCGACAGGAAAGACGAGAGAGACACUGGGGGUGAAGACAGGGAGGGGAGGCGGUUACCGUGACAGACGGGGCAUCAAUGGAGACGAGUGACCAGCUGGUGUCUACGUCCAGCCUCCACAGACCCGCAGACAACGGCAGUGAACACGCCUCACGAGAGGACAGGAGGAGAGUGAAGCCGCUGAAAGACCCGUUAGCCUGACCAUUCUACAAGACCAGGGGAUGACGUCAGAGGGAGGCACAGGUCAGGAGGUCGUAGGUCAGGAAGACGGGAUGAGUGAUGGAGAAAGUAAGUUUUUCUUAACUCAGCGUGAGUCUGGUCAAGAGGCAGAUGAAGGUGUUUCGACUGUCGUCACUGAUGGCCAGGAGGAGAGUCGUGACAGUCCCUGUCACACUACAUGUCUGAAGCAGGCUCCAAAAGUUCCAGAAGUCAGAGCAGAAAUCGUAUGAAGACAGUUACUUUCAGUGACGUGGACAUCACGGAGCCGCCUGCAGCCCUCGACAACGACACUCCGUUACAUCCGGGUGCUCUGAAGACUGACGAAACUGAUGAGGUCACAUCGCAAUCCGACCAAACCGAGAUUAAUGAGGAAAACGAGGCCGACGACCUUGAACCUGUUGAAGAAGAGGCCGAGCCCUUGAAGGUGAUUGUGAUUCACAAGACAGCAAGUCUGUGAAGGAGUCACCGGUGGACAUUAGAGACGAAAGGAAGGUGUCAGAGAGAACAGGAGAUGAAAGCAACGAUGACAGUCAACAAGAAGUUGGUGAGGGACAUGAGGGAAAGUUAUGAUCGUGUGAUCAUGUUGAGCGUGGUGAACUCUUCACUGUUAUUGUGAAAUGCAGUGAAAUGCAGGUCAUGUGUGAUGAACUCUUACCUAUAAUUCAGUGAAAAAGUAAACUCGACUAAUGUGUUGUUGCCCACGUGUUGUCUCUGCACAUAGUGUCUUCUAAUUGUCCACUCACUGGUAAGACUGAGAGUCAUUGUCAUCAUAAAAUAAAUCCUUAGAGUUGUUUUUGUAACUUCAUCAUCAGUGUGAAAACUGAUUAUUGCCCUGUUGACGGACUGAGACCUGACACAGCUGGGAAAAGAAGGGCAGAGAAGGCGAGAUGGACACUAUCCUUACAAGAAAAAUAAAGGCCUCGACCUUCCCCUGCAGUCUCGAGAGACCCCUUUGCACUCCAAGCAAUCAAAAGUAGCGGGACUGUGAAUUUCCGGUCAAAUCUUUCAUUGACUUGUGACGGGAAAGUCGGUUAGUGAGCCAGAGAUAGACUGCAGUUUGUUCCUUCAGACAUCCCCACUGGGGCCGAGUAGACAUGUCCUCUGAGUCUGAGCAGCCAAAGGACAGAGAGAAAACAAAACAUAACUUCUUAUGUCCAGUCGAGCGUCUGGCAGACCAGACGGUGGCAGACGAGAAAGACAAAUGUACGAACCUCGCAGAAAACCUAGUUUCUGAGAAAGUCUUGUUUGCCGCCUCGGGAAUCGUGAAUAGAAAGGAAAUGUAGUAGGGAACAGGUUCCUGUAGAACUAGAUAAAUUCUGGAAAUGAAAUUAUUUCACCUGUAGGUGGGAAAAUGCAGCCCAUGCAGGCUGUCACGUGGUGUGCGCAUGUCACUUGGGUUUUGCGGUCAGCAACUUCCGCUACAGCAAGGUUCGUGCACCUGAAAGGUGCUAAGACAGAACAACCUCCACUUCAACAUUCUACCUGCCGUGUCACAUCCUGUGUGUCAUCUUGCCAGCUGUGUCACAAUGUUGUGUGUCACCUUGUGUCAUCACACCAGCUGUAUCACCCGACUAACUGACAUCUACCCAGCCACCGUACUUUCUUCUGAUCAGCACUUUCUCUACCCGAGUUACAAUAAAUUGAUUUUUCCCUUGUGAUUGCCGCUAGAGGGCGCGCCACUCGACUAAACUCGUGAUUUCCGUUUCUUCCCGAUUUUAGUGGCGGGGCUGACUUUAGAGAAUCUCUAUGCCUGGGUCUCAGGCGCUGUAGUCGAUAUUCCUGAUGUAGUUGGGGAAGUUGUAGACAUAAUGAUGCAGUUAUGAAUUAGCAAUGUGCUUUUACGACUCACCAAUGCAAGCUCCAUUAAUUUUUGUGUUGCAUUACAUCUCCUUCGGAAAAGAUAACAGACCGUAAAGGUCAAACGGAAGCUGAGUUCAAGACUGAAAGCGGUAAUAAUUAUACAAAAAGUCGGACUGACUUGAAGGGCUGAGUCAUCAUGUUUUAAGACUGUACCGAUCUUAUUCAGGGUGGCUUUGUGGCUGUUGGGAGGUUGUGCAAGCCUUUUGAUCUUAGAACAAUACAGGAUACAUUAAUAUCGACUCCUUCGGAAACAUUUUACUUUGGGCGUUGUGACCUUUUAACGGCUUUGGGUGACACGGUGAACUUUUGCAAUGGCGGAGAGUGACAGAAGAGUGAGUGUGCAAAAGAACGAGCGAUAGUUAGAGUGAAAACAACUCACACUGACCAUUGCUGGCCCGACUGACUGUUUGCAUAAACAAAUUUUUGUUUAAUCUGCAACGAGCUACCUUUUUUUUUUUUACUUUAAAAAAGCUUGUUUCUCGACAUUUUUCUUCGAGGAGAUAAAGUAGUUGCUGUUGUUAAAUAAAUAUAUCUCUGUUUCACGCAUCUUUAUAAUUGAACAAAGGAAACAACUUGUCUUUGCUGAGGACAGCGUGGUCGUUGUCACAUGGGAACAAACAGGACAACACACUGAAACCUGCGCAUGCGCAGAGAUUGCAUUGUAAGUUUAGUUUGCAAAGAAUGUUCUCGAUAAUCGGCCUUUCAUCGCUGACUCGCUGAUGAGUUCAUUAAAGAGUUGAGAGUGAUGACAGUAUGUGUGGAGAGCAGAAAUCAAUGACCGUUGACCGUGUCACAUGGUGUCUUCUGCAGUCGUCAACUGACAAAUACGAAAAGGCUCACGUGGCGAACUAACCAAUGGGAAGACGAAAUCUGCGGCAAACUCACCAACGGGAACGCGAGCUGUCAGGAAAAAUAAACUGAAAACAGGUUUUUUUUUUUUUAAAAAGUAUUGAAGACCUAAGUUUCAUUUGUCCAUUUUUGUCGAAUUUCGCGUGGUGGGAAGGCAGGUGUCUCAGGUCAAGUGUCUCUGCUUACUUUCGGACUUGUACCCGUGGCUGCCUGCUCAAGUCUUUGCGGUCACGUGACGUGAAAAGGGCGGGGAGUGGCCGUAGUGUUGCUCAAUGUUUGGAUCGGGUAACACGUGCUCCCUGUGCCAGAAGAAAGUCUUGAGUGACAGACGAGAGUUACGGAGGUACAGACCUGACAGACGACUGUCGCAGUUCUAAUGUCAAGGCUCGCAUCUCGCUCCCCUCGCUCCUCUAGCAAUGGCUCGACAUCGUCCUGCGUCACGUGGUCUUUAUCCACCACCAGCACCACCACCACGUCCUUGCAGACAGCCUACGACAUGCACAGCUGUUCGUGAUCUGGCAUUAUUAGUCUGGCCUCCUCCUGCUGGGGUUACAUGCAGGGGUCACGUGCAUGCAUUCACCUCGUGCACUCGGCAACCGUCCUGUGUCCGUGUGACCCGGUGCAACAUCUUUCACAGACGAUGGAAGGUCUUGACGAUGAAUUCAAUGCAAAACUGCAGAGAUUACCGCUGAUAUUGCAAACACCGCCAUUGAACACUUCCCAUAAACCUUUGCUAAAGUAUGUUCAAACAUCUUCUAACAGACAACUUGUAACAGCUUGUAACUCUCAGAUAAGACAAACUUUAUUUGUUCAAACUGUCUGUGCACUUUCCUCUCGUGCACUUUUGUCAGUAUUCGAAGAGCCACGUGGUGUAUCUACCAUUCACAGUAUUGAACACUGUAUACAGUAUGUGUGUGUGUGUGUGUUAAUGUAUUCAAAGCUGUACAAAGCAUGUGAACAGCAAGGUGAACAUGUAAAUAAUCCUAAUGUCACAUUCUGAUCACGUGUUUGCAAAAAUAUCUCCUGCUGACCUUGUGUUGACUGUUUUAAUAAAAUCCGUGAAAAUCUUGCUGAAAAA